GCCUUAUAUUAUAUAGUUUAUCAUUUUUGCAUUAUCUUAUAAAAAAUGAAUUGUCAAAGUAAACUAAAAAAAGUGAAAAAUAACAAAUUCCUGUAAAAAUUCAUAUUCGUAUAUUAUCUUAUGAUUUUUUUAAUAUAAUAUAAAUUAUUCGACUAUAUAACACCAAAGAACAAAUUUUGAAGGAAGUAAGAUAGAUUAAUGAAACUGAUUGAGUUGAUUGAGUUGGUCUAGUGGUUCACCACGUCAUCCUUUAAGAAAGUGGUCCUCUUGCAAAUGCAAAUAGAAAAAAGUACUCCCUCCGGUCCUUAUUACAAGAAACAAUUGACUUUUUUGGUUCAUAGAAUAAUUAAUGUAUCUUUUACUAAAUAUAGACUAGAUACAUCAAUUACAUAAUGAACCUAAAAAGUCAAAUGUUUCUUAUAAUAAGGACCGGAGGGAGUAUUAGUCAGCCUCUUGCCACUCUGACAGUGGGGUGAAUGAUUAGGCUCAUGGUUGGUUGGUUGUGAGAUACUUUGGUUAACACUAAAAAGAGAAAAAGAUAGAAGAAUAAUAAGGCAAAAGGAAGAAUUUGAAGGCUUGAAAAGGAAAGUAGAAAAUAAACAUGCAUGGUCAACGGAACAAAAUUGUCAAACCCAUAAAGAAACCAUUGAAAUUACAAGUGAGAUUAAUUUCCUCUCCACUCUCUUUUGUAUUGAGAUCCGUUGAUUUCGCACUCAAACAAACAAAUAACACAAACCAACUUCAUUUUCGCGCACUCUAAAAAAAACUACCUGUCUUCACCUUUCAAAUUUUCAAUGCUCUUCCUUCACUCUCCAAUUGUUUCUUUCUUCUAUUUUCUCCUCAUUUCAAAAACUCACAAAUCAGAGAUUAAUCAAGUUUUGCGGUUAAAGUUCUGGAAUAAUAAAAUGAGUAAUGAAAAACCCUUGAAACCAUUUGUUUUGUUGAUUCAUGUUCAUCACAGAAACAGAACAUAAACAACAAGGGAUCAUAAUAGUAGUUGUAGUAGUGGAUCAUAGUGAUGGAACAGAAAAGCAUUUUGAUAUCAGCAUUGGGUGUUGGGGUGGGAGUGGGCGUGGGGAUUAAGUUGGCUUCUGGACAAAAUGUUGGCAAAUGGGGAGCGAAUGAUUGUUCCUCGAGCGCCAUUACGGUCGAGAAAAUGGAGCACGAAAUGCUACGGCUAGUUGUUGAUGGCAGAGAGAGCAAUGUCACUUUUGAUAAUUUCCCUUAUUAUCUCAGUGAGCAAACACGGUUGUUGCUGACAAGUGCUGCCUAUGUCCACUUAAAGCAUGCAGAUGUUUCAAGACAUACCCGGAAUCUUGCUCCUGCAAGCCGGACUAUCCUACUCUCAGGGCCAGCAGAAUCUUACCAACAGGUUCUUGCCAAGGCUUUAGCUCACUACUUUGAGGCGAAGUUGCUUCUGUUAGAUUUAACUGACUUCUCAUUGAAGAUACAAAGUAGAUAUGGUUUUGCCAACAAUGAAUCUUCUUUCAAAAGAUCUACUUCAGAGUCAACUUUGGACCGACUAUCUGACCUAUUCGGGUCUUUCUCAAUAUUUCCACAAAGAGAUGAGCCUAAAGUUCCAGGAAAUAUCCACAGGCAAAGCAGUGGAGUGGACCUCCGAUCAAUGGAGCCUGAAGGAUCUUGUAAUCCUCCUAAACAUCGGAGAUAUUCGUCCGCAUCUGCAAAUAUUAGUAGCCUUGGUUUGCAAAGCAAUCCUACAAAUUCAGCUCCUCUGAAGAACGUUACCAACUGGUCUUUUGAUGAAAAGAUUCUCAUUCAGACUCUUUACAAGGUUUUAGUUUAUGUGUCAAAAACCUUUCCCGUUGUGCUAUAUCUACGGGAUGUUGAUAAGUUGUUACAUAGAUCGCAAAGGAUGUAUAAACUAUUCCAGCAACUGUUGAAGAAAUUAUCUGGACCAAUUUUAAUUCUUGGUUCACAAGUUCUGAAUUCUAGUGAUGAUUGCCUAAAAGUGGAUGAGAGGCUUACUUCCCUCUUCCCCUACAACAUUGAAAUCAUGCCACAAGAAGAUGAAUCUAACCCUGUCAGCUGGAAAUCUCAAUUUGAAGAGGAGGUUAAGAGGAUACAGACUCAGGAUAACAAAAACCAUAUCAUGGAAGUGCUCGCAGCCAAUGAUCUUGAUUGUGAUGACCUGAAUUCCAUCUGUGUAGCAGACACAAUGAUUCUCAGUGACUAUAUAGACGAGAUUGUCAUGUCAGCAGUUUCUUAUCAUUUAAUGAAUAACAAAGAUCCUGAGUACAGAAAUGGGAAACUCGUUAUUCCAUGCAGUAGUUUGUCCCAUGCAUUCGGUAUAUUCCACGAGGGAAAAUUCAGGGGAGGAGAUACAUUAAAAUUAGAAGCUCAAACAAUAACAUCGGAGAGAGAGGAAGGGGCUGUUGUGAAUCCAGAAGCAAAAUCUGAAAAUCCUGCUCCUGAUAUAAAGGCUGAAGCAGAAAGACCAACUUUAGUCGAAAAAACUGAAGGUGAAAAUUCAGUUCCUGCACCCAAAGCUGAAGUUCCUCCUGAUAAUGAGUUUGAGAAGCGAAUAAGGCCUGACGUAAUACCAGCAAACGAGAUCGGUGUAACAUUCUCCGAUAUUGGUGCCUUAGAUGAGACCAAAGAAUCGCUACAAGAACUAGUAAUGCUUCCUCUCCGAAGGCCAGACCUUUUCAGUGGCGGCCUUCUAAAGCCUUGUAGAGGAAUAUUACUAUUUGGGCCUCCUGGCACCGGAAAGACAAUGCUAGCAAAGGCCAUUGCAAACGAGGCUGGAGCGAGUUUCAUCAAUGUAUCCAUGUCCACCAUCACCUCUAAAUGGUUCGGUGAAGAUGAGAAGAACGUUCGUGCUCUAUUCACACUGGCAGCCAAAGUCUCCCCAACUAUUAUAUUUGUUGAUGAGGUUGACAGUAUGCUUGGGCAGCGAACAAGAGUAGGGGAGCAUGAAGCCAUGCGUAAAAUAAAGAAUGAGUUUAUGACACUUUGGGAUGGGCUUAUGACAAAACCAGGGGAGCAAAUCCUUGUUCUUGCUGCAACCAAUAGGCCAUUUGACCUGGAUGAGGCAAUUAUCAGACGAUUUGAAAGGAGAAUUAUGGUAGGACUACCAUCUGUGGAGAACAGGGAAAAGAUAUUGAAGACUCUUGUGGCUAAAGAAAAGGUGGACGAGAAACUUGAUUUUCAGGAACUCGCAACUAUGACAGAAGGAUAUACCGGAAGUGAUCUAAAGAACUUGUGCACAACUGCUGCUUAUAGGCCUAUUAGAGAGUUGAUACAACAAGAAAGACUAAAGAGUUUGCAGGGGAAAAAGCAGGAAGAUGUUGAAGGACAAUAUAACAAUGUCCAUGAUGAGCAAGGAAAGCAAUAUGCAACAAGAAAUGGCAACGAUGCUGAGGACGCAGAAGAGGAAGUCGAACAGGAAAGAGUUAUUACCCUAAGGCCUUUGAAUAUUCAUGACUUCAGAGAGGCAAGGAGUCAGGUCUCCGCAAGCUUCGCAUCUGAGGGGGCUGGAAUGAGUGAAUUGAAACAGUGGAAUGAUUUGUAUGGGGAAGGUGGUUCAAGGAAGAAAGAGCAGUUAUCUUACUUCCUUUGAAAAUUACCAAAGUAAGAAAGCAAUUAGGAGUUUGUCACUGAUUAUACAUACGUGUAUAAGUUUCAAUUGUAUCUUUUAGCAAUGUUUGGUUUUAUUUUUUUACCAUAGGAUAUGAGCAUUGUUGUAACUAAUAGCAUAGCUUAACUAAGAGUUUUCUCUAACCCUCUCACACAACACCCAUUUUCUACACGUAUCAGUACAAUGAGCACUGAUACGUGGAUAUACAAUUUUUAUCCGACACCCUUCUGACAUACUUCACAUUAGUGGCGGCGACAAACAUUUGCAACCCGUUAAUGUGUAUGGAAAAAUAUCUAACAAAACUGUUUGUUGGCCAUCA
This is a messenger RNA of Lotus japonicus, 3917 nucleotides long. RefSeq lists its product as uncharacterized. The record is from RefSeq and is a predicted model, not a curated record. The transcript is spliced from 16 exons. Gene Ontology annotation, cellular component: mitochondrial outer membrane. Lineage: Eukaryota; Viridiplantae; Streptophyta; Magnoliopsida; Fabales; Fabaceae. Gene Ontology annotation, molecular function: ATP binding; ATP hydrolysis activity. The coding region runs from base 1019 to 3580 and encodes 853 amino acids.